GGUGCGCGUCCCACCUUGGUCGUCGCCAAAAGCAGCUGUAAUGGAAUUCCGAUUCGCAGUCAACUACUACUAGUGGCCGUAGCCUACAGCUCCGGGUCAAAAGACAAAAACCUCAGACGCUCUCACGCGAGCGAGAGAGAAGAAGGGAAGGGUCGCCCCGCGAGUCUUCGCCGUGCUUUCGCGCUGUGGUUCGGUCGAGCUCCGUCGUCCGAUCCCGGGGCCGCCGCCGCCGUGCCUGGCACGAUCCUGCUCCCCCGCCGCCGCCUCGCGCUCGUGAUCCGUGCCGGGGGUCGGGGAUUUGGAAGGGCUCUGGGUCCGGCCGCCGAUCAUGCUGUCGAACCACCUGCAGAACGGCAUGGAGACGGCCAGGCUGGUCUGGUCCCGGCUCCCGAACGCGGAGGAGGGCGAGUUCGACGCGGUCGGCAUCUCGAAGAAGAGCGACGGGGGCAGCGUCGAGAGUCUGGACUACGAAGUCAUCGAGAAUGAUGCCUACCGAGAAGAGCAGGCGCAGAGAGGGAAGGUGUAUUUUGUGUACCAAGUGGCGGUGAAGUGGUUCUUUGCUUUGCUCAUUGGAAUUGGUACUGGAUUAGCUGCUGUUUUCAUCAAUAUAUCCGUCGAGAACUUUGCUGGAUGGAAGUUCCAUUUGACAUUUCAAAUAAUUCAGAAAUCUUAUUUUGCUGGUUUUGUAAUAUAUGUAUUAUUCAACUUGGCUCUAGUGCUGUCUUCUGUAUAUAUAGUUACACAUUUUGCACCAGCAGCUGCUGGUUCUGGCAUUCCUGAAAUUAAGGGUUAUCUAAAUGGAGUUGAUAUUCAUGGCAUUCUUUUCUUCAGAACUUUGAUUGGAAAGAUAUUCGGGAGCAUUGGCUCUGUUGGGGGUGGGCUGGCUCUUGGAAAGGAGGGUCCUCUUGUUCAUACGGGUGCUUGUAUUGCUUCAUUGCUCGGACAAGGGGGAUCCACAAAAUAUCAUGUGAGUUCGAGAUGGCUUCAAGUUUUCAAGAGUGAUCGGGAUCGCCGUGAUCUUGUAACCUGUGGAUGUGCUGCUGGAGUUGCUGCUGCCUUCAGAGCUCCAGUUGGUGGUGUUCUAUUUGCGUUGGAAGAAGUUACGUCGUGGUGGAGGAGUCAACUCAUGUGGCGUGUUUUCUUCACUUCCGCAAUUGUUGCCGUCGUUGUACGAACUGCAAUGGGUUGGUGUAAAAGCGGAAAGUGUGGACAUUUUGGCGCGGGUGGAUUCAUAAUAUGGGACAUAUCAGAUGGUCAAGAGGAUUACUCAUUUCAGGAGUUACUGCCAAUGGCUGUCAUCGGAGUUAUUGGGGGUCUCCUUGGGGCGUUAUUUAACCAGCUUACUCUAUAUAUAACUCACUGGCGUCGAAAUUAUCUGCACAAGAAAGGAAAUCGUGUCAAGAUAAUUGAAGCAUGCCUCAUAUCUCUGCUAACAUCAGUGAUAUCCUUCGGUCUACCAUUACUGCGAAAAUGCACUCCAUGUCCUGAAACAGAUCCCACUUCUGGAAUAGAAUGUCCACAUUCUCCAGGAAUGUAUGGAAAUUAUGUGAAGUUUUACUGUGGAAGAGACAAUGAGUACAAUGAUCUUGCUACUAUUUUCUUUAAUACUCAGGAUGAUGCCAUCAGGAACUUGUUUAGUGCAAAGACAAUUCAUGAGUACAGUGCUCAAAGUUUGUUGACCUUUCUGGUUAUGUUUUAUGCUUUAGCAGUGAUCACAUUUGGUUCUGCUGUUCCUGCUGGUCAGUUUGUUCCUGGAAUAAUGAUAGGAUCGACAUACGGACGCCUGGUUGGCAUGUUUGUUGUCAACUUUUACCAGAAGCUUAACAUUGAGGAGGGAACGUAUGCAUUAUUGGGUGCUGCUUCCUUCCUUGGAGGUUCAAUGAGGAUGACUGUGUCGCUUUGUGUAAUUAUGGUUGAAAUAACAAACAAUUUGAAACUUUUGCCCCUUAUCAUGCUUGUUCUUCUUAUAUCAAAGGCUGUUGGUGAUGCUUUUAAUGAAGGUCUCUAUGAAGAACAGGCUCGGUUGAGGGGCAUUCCAUUGCUAGAAUCAAGACCUAAAUACCAGAUGCGCAAAAUGACAGCAAAAGAGGUUUGUGGAACUCGAAAGGUGAUUUCCUUGCCACGUGUUGUCAAGGUGUCUGAUCUAGCAUCUAUCUUGCGGAGCAACAAACACAAUGGUUUUCCUGUAAUAGAUCAUACAAGAAAUGGAGAAACACUGGUCAUAGGGUUAAUGCUGCGCAGUCAUUUAUUGGUGCUUCUGCGGUCUAAAGUAGAUUUCCAGCACAGUCCUUUGCCCUGCGAGAGAUCUGGGAUUAUUAGGCACAAUUUCAAUGAGUUUGUCAAACCUGCUACCAGUAGAGGUUUGUCAAUUGAUGAUAUACAUUUAAGCUCUGAUGACUUGGAAAUGUAUAUAGAUCUAGCACCAUUUUUGAAUCCCUCUCCUUACGUGGUACCUGAAGACAUGUCUCUGACGAAGGUUUACAACCUUUUCCGCCAGCUGGGUUUAAGACAUCUAUUUGUGGUACCUCGUGCGUCUCGUGUUAUUGGUCUGAUUACAAGAAAGGAUUUGCUGAUUGAAGAGGAAAAUGAGGAUUUGGAUACGGUGGAGCUUCAAUCGACCAGUGUAAGAGGUCGACGCCGUGAUAGAAGAGUCAAUGGGACUGCAGAUAUGGACGAUCCACUUCUAAAUGAUCUCCUGGUCCAAAAUCAUACAUCAAGCUAACAGGAGUGAUGCAUCUCCACUGAAGCAAAAUUCUUUCUGCUUCUGGCCUCGAAAAGUAAUUAGUAUAACCUGCAUCUUCAUGACAUUAAAGGUCAGCGGCUCCAAUUUUGGCUCGUUGGUUAUUGGCUUUAUACUGUGGCGGAUCAUCGGCUCCGUCUUCUUUAAACUUUUGGCUAGAUGCUUCCACCUGUGAAAUCUGAUUCCACUUUGGUCAGAUAGCUGUUCUCUCCUAACGUAUCAUGAGCUAGAUUAUAAGAGUUCAAUCCAAAGAAAGGGAGGAAAAGGAAAUGUCAUCUGGUAAAUGAAGGGAUAAAGUUGUGCUGCCCGACAGAAAUAGGGUUAUUCAUAUAUUUUUUGUAACUGAAAAUAAAAGAAGAAGAGAUUAGAGACCUGUAUGGACGCCAACCCGUGUUUGGCAUCAUUCGCAACGAUUCUAGAUUUUUAUCGGCGUGCGAAA
This is a messenger RNA of Syzygium oleosum, 3179 nucleotides long. Its product is annotated as chloride channel protein CLC-d. The coding region runs from base 329 to 2722 and encodes 797 amino acids. NCBI's taxonomy places the organism in Eukaryota, Viridiplantae, Streptophyta, Magnoliopsida, Myrtales, Myrtaceae. The transcript has 24 exons. Gene Ontology annotation, biological process: transmembrane transport; chloride transport. Gene Ontology annotation, molecular function: voltage-gated chloride channel activity. The record is from RefSeq and is a predicted model, not a curated record. Gene Ontology annotation, cellular component: membrane; intracellular membrane-bounded organelle.